Molecule: messenger RNA, 405 nt
Organism: Trichomonas vaginalis G3
Lineage: Eukaryota; Parabasalia; Trichomonadida; Trichomonadidae
Product: structural constituent of ribosome
Exons: 1
Coding region: 1-405 (134 amino acids)
Biological process (GO): translation
Cellular component (GO): ribosome
Molecular function (GO): structural constituent of ribosome
Source: RefSeq, a predicted model, not a curated record
AUGCAGGUUUUCGUUAGAACACUCGCUGGAAAGUUCCUCACACUUGAGGUUCCUUCUGGCCUUUCUCUCGAAGAGCUCAAGGCUUUCACAGGCCUCGAGCUUGCUGGUGCCGUUGCUGAGAACGCCGUCCUCGAAGAAUUCGAAGUUGAUGAUGGUGGCAAGAAGAAGAAGAGGAAGAAAAAGAACUUCGUCUCCAAGAAGCGUGUCCCACACCAGCGCAAGAAAGAGAAGCUGAAAAUCCUUAAGCUCUUCAAGAUCGGAAAGGAUGGCUCCGUCGAAGCCCAGCGCAAGGAGUGCCCACACUGCAAGGGCUGCUUCCUUGCUAAGCACAAGGAUGGCCGCCAGUACUGCGGUAACUGCCACUACACAGUUGAUAAGGAGGGCAAGCAGAUCAAGUCUAACUAA